Molecule: messenger RNA, 798 nt
Organism: Bombus pascuorum
Lineage: Eukaryota; Metazoa; Arthropoda; Insecta; Hymenoptera; Apidae
Product: oocyte zinc finger protein XlCOF15-like
Exons: 1
Biological process (GO): regulation of DNA-templated transcription
Molecular function (GO): RNA polymerase II cis-regulatory region sequence-specific DNA binding; DNA-binding transcription factor activity, RNA polymerase II-specific
Source: RefSeq, a predicted model, not a curated record
AUGACUGAAAUCGAUGUAAAACACAAGCCAAGCAAUUUGUCUAAUAAUGAACAUACGGAACACCAAAAUAAUGGUGUCGGAAUUCAAGUAUUGUCAGAGACUGAUAUUAAUAUUAACAAAAACCAAAGAACAGAAUCUCAAAGUAACUUGGGAAUUUCUUCUAAAAAAUAUAAAAAACACAUUUCGUCAAAACGAACUUUGGAACAACGAAUUGAAUUAGCUCAUUCGAAAAUGAUGGUCAAUGGAUUUACGUACUAUAAAUGUGAUCAUUGUAAGAAAAUACUUUCAACCGCGUAUAAUUUUCUAAUUCAUCUAAAUAUUCAUACUGGAGAAAAACCGUAUACUUGCCACGUUUGCGAAAAAGGUUUUCGUUCAGCAUCUGGUUUGAACAGACACGUACAUGAUGUUCACGCGAGAAUAAAGAAAUUCUCUUGCGAUAUAUGCGGUCGAUGUUUGGCCUCUAAAGCUUCGCGAGAUGAGCAUAGAAGAACUCAUACAGGAGAAAGACCCUAUAUAUGCGAAAUUUGUGGGAAGUCGUUCAAACAGAGGGCAUCUCUGCACGUUCACAAAUCAUUCCAUUCAAAAGUUCUUCCGCAUGAAUGCUCCUUAUGCAACCAAAGGUUUAAGAGAAAACAAGAAUUAGAUAACCAUACUUUCAUCCAUACCAAGCAAAAACCUUAUUCUUGCGAUGUCUGUGGCAAACAAUUUCGUAGUAAAGGCUGUAUUAGUCGUCAUAAACGUAUUCAUAAUAAUCAAAGGUCCUAAAUUUGUCCCGUAUGCAAUGCAAAGUUCAGUUAA